AUGUGGUUGACAGAGAUUUUGCUUCUCCUUCAACCAGAAAUUGCUCCUCCAACACCAAGUGUUCCAGUGAGACUGGUCAACUCUAACAGCCGCUGCUCUGGCAGAGUGGAGAUUUUCCACAAUGGCCAGUGGGGAACAGUGUGUGACGACUUGUGGAAUCUGAAUGACGCUCAGGUGGUUUGUCGACAGCUGGGCUGUGGCAGGGCUGUGGAGGCACCACAAAGGGCACGUUUUGGACGAGGCACUGGACAAAUCUGGUUAGAUAACCUUCAGUGUUCAGGACGUGAGUCUUCUUUGCAAGACUGUCCACAUGGCGGAUUAGGGAACCACAACUGUCGCCAUUCUGAGGAUGCUAGUGUCAUCUGUGAAGAAAUUGCUCCUCCAACACCAAGUGUUCCAGUGAGACUGGUCAACUCUAACAGCCACUGCUCUGGCAGAGUGGAGAUUUUCCACAAUGGCCAGUGGGGAACAGUGUGUGACGACUUGUGGAAUCUGAAUGACGCUCAGGUGGUUUGUCGACAGCUGGGCUGUGGCAGGGCUGUGGAGGCACCACAAAGGGCACGUUUUGGACAAGGCACUGGACAAAUCUGGUUAGAUAACCUUCAGUGUUCAGGACGUGAGUCUUCUUUGCAAGACUGUCCACAUGGCGGAUUAGGGAACCACAACUGUGGUCACUCUGAGGAUGCUAGUGUCAUCUGUGAAGAAAUUGCUCCUCCAACACCAAGUGUUCCAGUGAGACUGGUCAACUCUAACAGCCGCUGCUCUGGCAGAGUGGAGAUUUUCCACAAUGGCCAGUGGGGAACAGUGUGUGACGACUUGUGGAAUCUGAAUGACGCUCAGGUGGUUUGUCGACAGCUGGGCUGUGGCAGGGCUGUGGAGGCACCACAAAGGGCACGUUUUGGACGAGGCACUGGACAAAUCUGGUUAGAUAACCUUCAGUGUUCAGGACGUGAGUCUUCUUUGCAAGACUGUCCACAUGGCGGAUUAGGGAACCACAACUGUGGUCACUCUGAGGAUGCUAGUGUCAUCUGUGAAGAAAUUGCUCCUCCAACACCAAGUGUUCCAGUGAGACUGGUCAACUCUUACAGCCGCUGCUCUGGCAGAGUGGAGAUUUUCCACAAUGGCCAGUGGGGAACAGUGUGUGACGACUUGUGGAAUUUGAAUGACGCUCAGGUGGUUUGUCGACAGCUGGGCUGUGGCAGGGCUGUGGAGGCACCACAAAGGGCACGUUUUGGACGAGGCACUGGACAAAUCUGGUUAGAUAACCUUCAGUGUUCAGGACGUGAGUCUUCUUUGCAAGACUGUCCACAUGGCGGAUUAGGGAACCACAACUGUGGUCACUCUGAGGAUGCUAGUGUCAUCUGUGAAGAAAUUGCUCCUCCAACACCAAGUGUUCCAGUGAGACUGGUCAACUCUUACAGCCGCUGCUCUGGCAGAGUGGAGAUUUUCCACAAUGGCCAGUGGGGAACAGUGUGUGACGACUUGUGGAAUUUGAAUGACGCUCAGGUGGUUUGUCGACAGCUGGGCUGUGGCAGGGCUGUGGAGGCACCACAAAGGGCACGUUUUGGACAAGGCACUGGACAAAUCUGGUUAGAUAACCUUCAGUGUUCAGGACGUGAGUCUUCUUUGCAAGACUGUCCACAUGGCGGAUUAGGGAACCACAACUGUGGUCACUCUGAGGAUGCUAGUGUCAUCUGUGAAGGUAAGUGUGUUUCCACACAUGUUCCAGUGAGACUGGUCAACUCUAACAGCCGCUGCUCUGGCAGAGUGGAGAUUUUCCACAAUGGCCAGUGGGGAACAGUGUGUGACGACUUGUGGAAUCUGAAUGACGCUCAGGUGGUUUGUCGACAGCUGGGCUGUGGCAGGGCUGUGGAGGCACCACAAAGGGCACGUUUUGGACGAGGCACUGGACAAAUCUGGUUAGAUAACCUUCAGUGUUCAGGACGUGAGUCUUCUUUGCAAGACUGUCCACAUGGCGGAUUAGGGAACCACAACUGUCGCCAUUCUGAGGAUGCUAGUGUCAUCUGUGAAGGUAAGUAAAUUGCUCCUCCAACACCAAGUGUUCCAGUGAGACUGGUCAACUCUUACAGCCGCUGCUCUGGCAGAGUGGAGAUUUUCCACAAUGGCCAGUGGGGAACAGUGUGUGACGACUUGUGGAAUUUGAAUGACGCUCAGGUGGUUUGUCGACAGCUGGGCUGUGGCAGGGCUGUGGAGGCACCACAAAGGGCACGUUUUGGACAAGGCACUGGACAAAUCUGGUUAGAUAACCUUCAGUGUUCAGGACGUGAGUCUUCUUUGCAAGACUGUCCACAUGGCGGAUUAGGGAACCACAACUGUCGCCAUUCUGAGGAUGCUAGUGUCAUCUGUGAAGGUAAGUGUGUUUCCACACAUGUUCCAGUGAGACUGGUCAACUCUAACAGCCGCUGCUCUGGCAGAGUGGAGAUUUUCCACAAUGGCCAGUGGGGAACAGUGUGUGACGACUUGUGGAAUCUGAAUGACGCUCAGGUGGUUUGUCGACAGCUGGGCUGUGGCAGGGCUGUGGAGGCACCACAAAGGGCACGUUUUGGACGAGGCACUGGACAAAUCUGGUUAGAUAACCUUCAGUGUUCAGGACGUGAGUCUUCUUUGCAAGACUGUCCACAUGGCGGAUUAGGGAACCACAACUGUGGUCACUCUGAGGAUGCUAGUGUCAUCUGUGAAGGUAAGUGUGUUUCCACACAUGUUCCAGUGAGACUGGUCAACUCUAACAGCCGCUGCUCUGGCAGAGUGGAGAUUUUCCACAAUGGCCAGUGGGGAACAGUGUGUGACGACUUGUGGAAUUUGAAUGACGCUCAGGUGGUUUGUCGACAGCUGGGCUGUGGCAGGGCUGUGGAGGCACCACAAAGGGCACGUUUUGGACAAGGCACUGGACAAAUCUGGUUAGAUAACCUUCAGUGUUCAGGACGUGAGUCUUCUUUGCAAGACUGUCCACAUGGCGGAUUAGGGAACCACAACUGUCGCCAUUCUGAGGAUGCUAGUGUCAUCUGUGAAGCCUGCUCUGGCAGAGUGGAGAUUUUCCACAAUGGCCAGUGGGGAACAGUGUGUGACGACUUGUGGAAUUUGAAUGACGCUCAGGUGGUUUGUCGACAGCUGGGCUGUGGCAGGGCUGUGGAGGCACCACAAAGGGCACGUUUUGGACAAGGCACUGGACAAAUCUGGUUAGAUAACCUUCAGUGUUCAGGACGUGAGUCUUCUUUGCAAGACUGUCCACAUGGCGGAUUAGGGAACCACAACUGUCGCCAUUCUGAGGAUGCUAGUGUCAUCUGUGAAGGUAAUGUUCCAGUGAGACUGGUCAACUCUAACAGCCGCUGCUCUGGCAGAGUGGAGAUUUUCCACAAUGGCCAGUGGGGAACAGUGUGUGACGACUUGUGGAAUCUGAAUGACGCUCAGGUGGUUUGUCGACAGCUGGGCUGUGGAGAGGCACCACAAAGGGCACGUUUUGGACGAGGCACUGGACAAAUCUGGUUAGAUAACCUUCAGUGUUCAGGACGUGAGUCUUCUUUGCAAGACUGUCCACAUGGCGGAUUAGGGAACCACAACUGUGGUCACUCUGAGGAUGCUAGUGUCAUCUGUGAAGAAAUUGCUCCUCCAACACCAAGUGUUCCAGUGAGACUGGUCAACUCUUACAGCCGCUGCUCUGGCAGAGUGGAGAUUUUCCACAAUGGCCAGUGGGGAACAGUGUGUGACGACUUGUGGAAUUUGAAUGACGCUCAGGUGGUUUGUCGACAGCUGGGCUGUGGCAGGGCUGUGGAGGCACCACAAAGGGCACGUUUUGGACAAGGCACUGGACAAAUCUGGUUAGAUAACCUUCAGUGUUCAGGACAAAUUGCUCCUCCAACACCAAGUGUUCCAGUGAGACUGGUCAACUCUUACAGCCGCUGCUCUGGCAGAGUGGAGAUUUUCCACAAUGGCCAGUGGGGAACAGUGUGUGACGACUUGUGGAAUUUGAAUGACGCUCAGGUGGUUUGUCGACAGCUGGGCUGUGGCAGGGCUGUGGAGGCACCACAAAGGGCACGUUUUGGACAAGGCACUGGACAAAUCUGGUUAGAUAACCUUCAGUGUUCAGGACGUGAGUCUUCUUUGCAAGACUGUCCACAUGGCGGAUUAGGGAACCACAACUGUGGUCACUCUGAGGAUGCUAGUGUCAUCUGUGAAGAAAUUGCUCCUCCAACACCAAGUGUUCCAGUGAGACUGGUCAACUCUAACAGCCGCUGCUCUGGCAGAGUGGAGAUUUUCCACAAUGGCCAGUGGGGAACAGUGUGUGACGACUUGUGGAAUCUGAAUGACGCUCAGGUGGUUUGUCGACAGCUGGGCUGUGGCAGGGCUGUGGAGGCACCACAAAGGGCACGUUUUGGACGAGGCACUGGACAAAUCUGGUUAGAUAACCUUCAGUGUUCAGGACGUGAGUCUUCUUUGCAAGACUGUCCACAUGGCGGAUUAGGGAACCACAACUGUCGCCAUUCUGAGGAUGCUAGUGUCAUCUGUGAAGAAAUUGCUCCUCCAACACCAAGUGUUCCAGUGAGACUGGUCAACUCUUACAGCCGCUGCUCUGGCAGAGUGGAGAUUUUCCACAAUGGCCAGUGGGGAACAGUGUGUGACGACUUGUGGAAUUUGAAUGACGCUCAGGUGGUUUGUCGACAGCUGGGCUGUGGCAGGGCUGUGGAGGCACCACAAAGGGCACGUUUUGGACAAGGCACUGGACAAAUCUGGUUAGAUAACCUUCAGUGUUCAGGACGUGAGUCUUCUUUGCAAGACUGUCCACAUGGCGGAUUAGGGAACCACAACUGUCGCCAUUCUGAGGAUGCUAGUGUCAUCUGUGAAGGUAAUGUUCCAGUGAGACUGGUCAACUCUAACAGCCGCUGCUCUGGCAGAGUGGAGAUUUUCCACAAUGGCCAGUGGGGAACAGUGUGUGACGACUUGUGGAAUCUGAAUGACGCUCAGGUGGUUUGUCGACAGCUGGGCUGUGGCAGGGCUGUGGAGGCACCACAAAGGGCACGUUUUGGACGAGGCACUGGACAAAUCUGGUUAGAUAACCUUCAGUGUUCAGGACGUGAGUCUUCUUUGCAAGACUGUCCACAUGGCGGAUUAGGGAACCACAACUGUGGUCACUCUGAGGAUGCUAGUGUCAUCUGUGAAGGUAAGUAAAUUGCUCCUCCAACACCAAGUGUUCCAGUGAGACUGGUCAACUCUUACAGCCGCUGCUCUGGCAGAGUGGAGAUUUUCCACAAUGGCCAGUGGGGAACAGUGUGUGACGACUUGUGGAAUUUGAAUGACGCUCAGGUGGUUUGUCGACAGCUGGGCUGUGGCAGGGCUGUGGAGGCACCACAAAGGGCACGUUUUGGACGAGGCACUGGACAAAUCUGGUUAGAUAACCUUCAGUGUUCAGGACGUGAGUCUUCUUUGCAAGACUGUCCACAUGGCGGAUUAGGGAACCACAACUGUCGCCAUUCUGAGGAUGCUAGUGUCAUCUGUGAAGAAAUUGCUCCUCCAACACCAAGUGUUCCAGUGAGACUGGUCAACUCUUACAGCCGCUGCUCUGGCAGAGUGGAGAUUUUCCACAAUGGCCAGUGGGGAACAGUGUGUGACGACUUGUGGAAUUUGAAUGACGCUCAGGUGGUUUGUCGACAGCUGGGCUGUGGCAGGGCUGUGGAGGCACCACAAAGGGCACGUUUUGGACAAGGCACUGGACAAAUCUGGUUAGAUAACCUUCAGUGUUCAGGACGUGAGUCUUCUUUGCAAGACUGUCCACAUGGCGGAUUAGGGAACCACAACUGUCGCCAUUCUGAGGAUGCUAGUGUCAUCUGUGAAGGUAAGUGUGUUUCAACACAUGUUCCAGUGAGACUGGUCAACUCUAACAGCCGCUGCUCUGGCAGAGUGGAGAUUUUCCACAAUGGCCAGUGGGGAACAGUGUGUGACGACUUGUGGAAUCUGAAUGACGCUCAGGUGGUUUGUCGACAGCUGGGCUGUGGCAGGGCUGUGGAGGCACCACAAAGGGCACGUUUUGGACAAGGCACUGGACAAAUCUGGUUAGAUAACCUUCAGUGUUCAGGACGUGAGUCUUCUUUGCAAGACUGUCCACAUGGCGGAUUAGGGAACCACAACUGUCGCCAUUCUGAGGAUGCUAGUGUCAUCUGUGAAGGUAAUGUUCCAGUGAGACUGGUCAACUCUAACAGCCGCUGCUCUGGCAGAGUGGAGAUUUUCCACAAUGGCCAGUGGGGAACAGUGUGUGACGACUUGUGGAAUCUGAAUGACGCUCAGGUGGUUUGUCGACAGCUGGGCUGUGGCAGGGCUGUGGAGGCACCACAAAGGGCACGUUUUGGACAAGGCACUGGACAAAUCUGGUUAGAUAACCUUCAGUGUUCAGGACGUGAGUCUUCUUUGCAAGACUGUCCACAUGGCGGAUUAGGGAACCACAACUGUCGCCAUUCUGAGGAUGCUAGUGUCAUCUGUGAAGAAAUUGCUCCUCCAACACCAAGUGUUCCAGUGAGACUGGUCAACUCUAACAGCCGCUGCUCUGGCAGAGUGGAGAUCUUCCACAAUGGCCAGUGGGGAACAGUGUGUGACGACUUGUGGAAUCUGAAUGACGCUCAGGUGGUUUGUCGACAGCUGGGCUGUGGCAGGGCUGUGGAGGCACCACAAAGGGCACGUUUUGGACGAGGCACUGGACAAAUCUGGUUAGAUAACCUUCAGUGUUCAGGACGUGAGUCUUCUUUGCAAGACUGUCCACAUGGCGGAUUAGGGAACCACAACUGUGGUCACUCUGAGGAUGCUAGUGUCAUCUGUGAAGAAAUUGCUCCUCCAACACCAAGUGUUCCAGUGAGACUGGUCAACUCUAACAGCCGCUGCUCUGGCAGAGUGGAGAUUUUCCACAAUGGCCAGUGGGGAACAGUGUGUGACGACUUGUGGAAUUUGAAUGACGCUCAGGUGGUUUGUCGACAGCUGGGCUGUGGCAGGGCUGUGGAGGCACCACAAAGGGCACGUUUUGGACAAGGCACUGGACAAAUCUGGUUAGAUAACCUUCAGUGUUCAGGACGUGAGUCUUCUUUGCAAGACUGUCCACAUGGCGGAUUAGGGAACCACAACUGUCGCCAUUCUGAGGAUGCUAGUGUCAUCUGUGAAGAAAUUGCUCCUCCAACACCAAGUGUUCCAGUGAGACUAGUCAACUCUUACAGCCGCUGCUCUGGCAGAGUGGAGAUUUUCCACAAUGGCCAGUGGGGAACAGUGUGUGACGACUUGUGGAAUCUGAAUGACGCUCAGGUGGUUUGUCGACAGCUGGGCUGUGGCAGGGCUGUGGAGGCACCACAAAGGGCACGUUUUGGACAAGGCACUGGACAAAUCUGGUUAGAUAACCUUCAGUGUUCAGGACGUGAGUCUUCUUUGCAAGACUGUCCACAUGGCGGAUUAGGGAACCACAACUGUGGUCACUCUGAGGAUGCUAGUGUCAUCUGUGAAGAAAUUGCUCCUCCAACACCAAGUGUUCCAGUGAGACUGGUCAACUCUAACAGCCGCUGCUCUGGCAGAGUGGAGAUUUUCCACAAUGGCCAGUGGGGAACAGUGUGUGACGACUUGUGGAAUCUGAAUGACGCUCAGGUGGUUUGUCGACAGCUGGGCUGUGGCAGGGCUGUGGAGGCACCACAAAGGGCACGUUUUGGACAAGGCACUGGACAAAUCUGGUUAGAUAACCUUCAGUGUUCAGGACGUGAGUCUUCUUUGCAAGACUGUCCACAUGGCGGAUUAGGGAACCACAACUGUCGCCAUUCUGAGGAUGCUAGUGUCAUCUGUGAAGGUAAGUGUGUUUCCACACAUGUUCCAGUGAGACUGGUCAACUCUUACAGCCGCUGCUCUGGCAGAGUGGAGAUCUUCCACAAUGGCCAGUGGGGAACAGUGUGUGACGACUUGUGGAAUUUGAAUGACGCUCAGGUGGUUUGUCGACAGCUGGGCUGUGGCAGGGCUGUGGAGGCACCACAAAGGGCACGUUUUGGACAAGGCACUGGACAAAUCUGGUUAGAUAACCUUCAGUGUUCAGGACGUGAGUCUUCUUUGCAAGACUGUCCACAUGGCGGAUUAGGGAACCACAACUGUCGCCAUUCUGAGGAUGCUAGUGUCAUCUGUGAAGGUAAGUGUGUUUCCACACAUGUUCCAGUGAGACUGGUCAACUCUAACAGCCGCUGCUCUGGCAGAGUGGAGAUUUUCCACAAUGGCCAGUGGGGAACAGUGUGUGACGACUUGUGGAAUCUGAAUGACGCUCAGGUGGUUUGUCGACAGCUGGGCUGUGGCAGGGCUGUGGAGGCACCACAAAGGGCACGUUUUGGACAAGGCACUGGACAAAUCUGGUUAGAUAACCUUCAGUGUUCAGGACGUGAGUCUUCUUUGCAAGACUGUCCACAUGGCGGAUUAGGGAACCACAACUGUCGCCAUUCUGAGGAUGCUAGUGUCAUCUGUGAAGAAAUUGCUCCUCCAACACCAAGUGUUCCAGUGAGACUAGUCAACUCUAACAGCCGCUGCUCUGGCAGAGUGGAGAUUUUCCACAAUGGCCAGUGGGGAACGGUGUGUGACGACUUCUGGAAUUUGAAUGACGCUCAGGUGGUUUGUCGACAGCUGGGCUGUGGCAGGGCUGUGGAGGCACCACAAAGGGCACGUUUUGGACAAGGCACUGGACAAAUCUGGUUAGAUAACCUUCAGUGUUCAGGACGUGAGUCUUCUUUGCAAGACUGUCCACAUGGCGGAUUAGGGAACCACAACUGUCGCCAUUCUGAGGAUGCUAGUGUCAUCUGUGAAGCCGGACACGUGGAUGUCGGAGCUUGCAGCGGCUCCCAGAUGGAAGUGAACAACUCGCCUUACCAACGUUACUCGUCUCCUUCGUGUAGUCACUCGGCUCCGAACUUCCAGCAGGUUGCUGCCUUCACUCCCAUGGCUGAGAUGAGAAAGGAAAAAAACAACGCACCUGCACUUCACCUCCGAGCUGACAGGCUGAACGUGGCCCGUAUAGCCCCUGAUUGGCUGUUGAGGACUAGGUUCUACACCUCUAAUGCCAUCCUUCUCAUCUUUGUCAUCGUCGUCCUCCGCUUAUCCGGAGAAGUGACAUUCCAUGUCCCAAGACCCAACUUCUGUAACCAAGGAUCAGACCGCCAAGGCCCCCGCCUUGGGGGACGAGGCCAUGUAGCUGGUUCAGGCUGGGCACGGCCGGACCCCAUGGGCGAAGGCCCGGCCAUCAGGCACUCGCCCACGGGCCCCAACCCCAGGCCUGGCUCCAGGGCGGGGCCCCAGUAA
Epinephelus fuscoguttatus (brown-marbled grouper) is the source of this 9309-nucleotide messenger RNA. Its product is annotated as deleted in malignant brain tumors 1 protein-like. Gene Ontology annotation, cellular component: membrane. Lineage: Eukaryota; Metazoa; Chordata; Actinopteri; Perciformes; Serranidae. The record is from RefSeq and is a predicted model, not a curated record.